ACUAAAUAAAUCAAUCUUUUUUUUUUCUCUCUCUAUCAAGUCACAAUUAUGGCACCCAAUUUUGAGGAAUAUCGUUCAGAAAGCUUGAUAGACAACAUAAAGGCAAGAAUUAAUAAAAUGGCAUUCAGGAAACAGGACACAACAAAAUUGUUUCAAAGGGGUGAUCAAGUUGAAGUUGCAAGUCAAGAAUGGGGAUAUAUUGGUGCUUAUUACACCGCCACUAUCGUUUCUUUGAUUGGAAAUUCUCACUAUAGAGUCCAAUAUACGAAUUUGGUGAACGACGAUAAGUCUGAUUUACUAGAGGAAAUUGUCACGGCUUCUGAAAUCCGUCCCAUGCCACCUAAACAACAUGAGACAUUAUUAAUACCAGAAGAUAUUCGUAUGUACGAUAUAGUUGAUGUGUUUGACAAUGAUGGAUGGUGGAUCGGUUUUAUUUCUGGAAGACAUGAAGAAAAUUACUAUGUUUAUUUCCCUACAACUGGGGAUAAUGUUGCAUAUCCUCCUCAACUCUUGAGGUUUCAUCAAGAAUGGAGUAAGGGCAAGUGGAUUUCUUCCAACUAAAGUAAAGGUUUAAUGGGACUUAGAUUGUACUGAUUUUGGUUUCAAGAAAUUAUUAUAGUGAGUGAGUAUUAAUCUAGUCAAGUAUAUUUUAUUAGGUUCUUGAUCGUUAACUUGUACGUUUUUAUGUAGUGGAAUACAUGAAAUUGUCAAUUAGUUUAUGAUAUAUUGAAAAUUUGUAAUUUUUUAAUUA
Solanum dulcamara is the source of this 751-nucleotide messenger RNA. RefSeq names its product protein AGENET DOMAIN (AGD)-CONTAINING P1-like. The transcript has a single exon. Lineage: Eukaryota; Viridiplantae; Streptophyta; Magnoliopsida; Solanales; Solanaceae. The record is from RefSeq and is a predicted model, not a curated record. Bases 49 to 561 code for a protein of 170 amino acids.